Messenger RNA from Anopheles stephensi (Asian malaria mosquito), 3870 nucleotides. RefSeq names its product transmembrane protein 47. Lineage: Eukaryota; Metazoa; Arthropoda; Insecta; Diptera; Culicidae. The transcript is spliced from 7 exons. The coding region runs from base 981 to 1592 and encodes 203 amino acids. Gene Ontology annotation, biological process: cell-cell adhesion. The record is from RefSeq and is a predicted model, not a curated record. Gene Ontology annotation, cellular component: cell-cell junction; membrane.
AGCUGGUCGUUCAGUAGCUUGGCAAAAUUUUAUUUCCAAUUUAGAUCCCUUUAUCUUGAAGGCAAAUCAAAACAAUACUUUUCCGUGCCGUUUCUUCACGUAAGCUCGAGCGCAUCCACGUUUCCCUGCCUCCUGUGCAAUUAAAACUCACAGUGCAGUUUUCAACCGCUGCAUCUAAACACCACGGCUGUGAAGUGUUUGGUGCGAUCUGCCUGGUCUUAUUUAUAAAGUCAAAACUCGCCUAGACGAGAAGAUUGCUCUCAACAAAGGUACCGUGAAGAAAGUGUAUUUUUUACGCAAAGAACAACAACAACAAAAAACCCCCGAAUCGGUUUGGAACGGGUUUUUCAUCGACUAACUUGUAACGGAUACGGGCGCAUAUUGCAAUCGACUAACAAGUAUCGACGGUCCAGCAUCCCCGAUGCAUUCACCCAUACCGCUGGGAAUGAACUAAUCAAUGUCCAAUAAUAUCAUCGCUUGCUUCGUACCGGCGUGUACCAUCAGACUCCGUGCUGCGGUUGUGACCUUUUUGUCGCCGUGUUUAUUUAUAUGAUUACCCAUAACGGGCACCUAACCCCACCACGGAACGUCCACACAGUCGGUAACUGAACGCAUCCUAACUAACCCACCACAGACAGACAGACAGAUAAACACACACACACACAAUACACCAAUCAAUCAAUCAGUCAUUCUGUGUUUUAUCAAUGCAUAACCGUUGUGGCGCAGUGCGUUGAGGUGUGGCGAGUUAGUUGUGUGUAUUUCAUAUUGCUUUUAAUGCUUCUUUGACGCGCUGACCCCAUAACCUGCCUGCUGCUGCCAAUCUGCCCGUGGGAUCUGCUUACCUCUUGCAUGGAGUGCAGCCGCUGCAAGCAUCCCGUAAGAAAGGAACGCUUCUUGAACAAACACAACCCCUAUACGUAUAAUUUCUGCGUCAGUUUAAAGCUGGUGUGAGCACCAAACGUGGACCUUCGCCGGACAAAAUGGCACCAACGACCACAAUUGAAACAGUCACCAUCACGCGACCAUUGAAGGUUAUUGCCUUCAUCUGCGGUGUCAUCGUUAUCAUUCUGAUGAUCCUAGCACUUACCUCCACCGAUUGGCUGAUGGCGGAAAGUUGGCGCCAAGGACUGUUCGUACACUGCAUCGAGGAAGGUUAUGAACUGCCGUUGCCAUUCAACCUGCAAGAUCCGGCCGGAUGCUAUCCGAGCCGUGAUGUCGCGUACAUUAAGGCAACGGCAGCGCUCUGCAUUAUCACGCUGGUAACCGACGCGCUGGCCACCUUUCUGACCGGCUUGGGGCUGCGUACGCAGGAUCAUAACCUGAAGUACAAGUUCUACCGUGUAGCAGUGCUGAUCAUGAUGGUUGCACUGAUAUCACUUCUGAUCGCAGUGAUCCUGUACCCGAUUUGCUUUGCAGCCGAAUUGAACAUUGCUAACCGGUUGGUCUGGGAGUUCGGCUGGGCGUACGGUGUCGGCUGGGGUGCGGCAAUCUUUCUGUUCGGUGCCGUCGUGCUGCUGCUGUGCGACAAAGAGUCGGAGGAGAUUUACUACAAGGAAAGGAAAAUUGUACACGACGCAUCGUUAAGAGACUAGGCCAGGGCACACGCUCUGCCCGACGUUGUGCUUUAGACAAUAGGAGAGAACUCAAGAGAAGAACACGCUAAAAUCACGCUCCAUCAACGGUCCAGCAGUGUAAUCUGUCGCAAUCGUAACCGAAUAACUCUCACAGCAUCCCCCCCCCCCCCCCCCCCCCAAGCGCGGCGAAGCAAAUGCGCAUUUGGCGAAAAUCAAACGAAACCAGCCAGCACAGCGUUUCUAUCCGAUUCUUCUUACAUGCACUUACUUUCGGCGCAGUAGUACCGAAUAUUCAGGACAGAAUUGUGGCUAUCACUAUGCCAUGUCCAUGGGCCCGAACGAGAAAUCCGUUUUAAAAUCUCGAUAGUCCGCACUCCUCCCCCCCCCCUUCCCCUUGAACACAAACAUCGGGACAGCAGCAGCGGCAGCAGCUGCGGGAAAGGCUAAAAACGACACGCGACUGUAGUAUUUAUUGAACCACUUUAUGGCCAUACAUCCUCGCUUAUUAUGAAUCUCUAUUACUUUUGCACGAGUUGUUUAUUUUUUGUUGUUUUACCAUGCUGCUGCUGCUGCUGCUGCUGUAAAACCCAGCUAGAGCGAUAGCUUUACAGGCGGAUCAAAAAAUUUUUAAUGAAUUACCAGAAAGCUGCGACAGAACGCCAAACGUAAAUUGUACAUACGAUCCCGCGCACCACUGAACGCUGCGUGGAGCUACUAGUAACAACAAAUUCGACAGUCAAAGACAAAAAAAAACCCCAACCACAAGCACACAAGAACGUAGCAAGCACGCGGAACGGCGUUAGUACACCUGUUUUUUCUCUUGAAACGAUCGGGCAGCGUUUAUUUCUUCUUUGGUAGAGUUGGUCUAGGACGUAUAUAUAUAACCAGCAACAGCAAAAGCGUAUGCUUAAUACACGGUAUCCAUAUAGUGUUAUAGCACGGAAUUGUGUAGCAUCAUCGGGAAAUCAAACAAACACACACAUACACUAACAUGGUAAAAGCGAAUAUUGUCUUGGCAGGCGGCAGACGGAGACAGGCUGAGGGUCCCCAUCCUUCCGAUUGAAUAAUCGAAACAUACACACACACACACGAAACCACUCAUACAUAUAUAAGCUAAUUAAAAUCAAAGCGAAUUCUUGUCAUGUAAAUUAGCAUUGAAUAUUCAAACGGUUUUUAAACGAAUAUCAUGAGCUCAUGUAAUAUAUAUAUAUAUAUAUACAUAUAUACAUAUAUAGAUACAGAUAUACAGUAACUAAUUAUUUCUUUUGUCCCCUUUUUAAACCCCCCUCACACACACACACACACAUACGGCACAGUGAAUCUCAAAACUCUUUUUAUAACAAUGCCGACACACGAACACACGAAAUGAGCGUCGAAAAAUUGAACAAAAAAAAUACGGAAAGAUCAUACUAAUCCAACCUACUUGCUAGUAGGUCUCAACACAGUCUGGUAGGAGCAUCCCUGGUGUUAACGAUCGCACCACUAGUAGUAGGUGAAAAGCAUUUUAAGCAUCAUCUUCCUCCAUUUGUAAACCAUACGCCACACGAACAAACACUCUGUCUGGGUGUGCAAGAGGAACCUUUACAGCAAAAAGAGGAAAAGCGUUUUUUUUUUAAACGUAGCUUUCCCUUUCGUUCCCCCGUUCAGUCCAUUCGCAUUCGAGCAUUAGGAACAAAAAAAUUGAAAUAGAACAGUGUGUAUCGGCCAGGGAGUAGUUGUUUUGCGUUUGGUUAGGCUAGUGUCGUUGCUCAGUCGCAUGCAAUCUGGACGCACGGGAUUUGUAUCGGAUUUGAUAGAUAAGGUUGCGUGCGAUCGGACCUCCUUGCAACCUAGUCGCAUGCGACCGAGCAAUACCACCAGCCUUUUAGUAACCGUGUCAAUUGUGUAUAUAGCCGUAUGAAUGAAUUCAUCAUCUAUCAUUUACACAUGUAUAACAUUACAUACAACAAACACACACGCAUAGAAGACGUUGUAAUAAAUAAUUUAAACAUAUCGAUUGUACACCAAAACCAAGUUCUUUUACCCAUCCCCCCACCCCCCACCGUUUGGUUGUUUCCGAUGUUUGGGAAAAAAUUAUAUUACUUUAUGAAACUCACACACACACACAAACAAAAUAUCCAAAAGAACCAAAGCCGGCGAGAAGCAAGUUUUUGAAUCGGGGCCAAAAGACAGAAACAAAUUUAGUUUUCCGGUCUCUCAUUUUCUCGGCGAUACAGACGAUGAACCCGUUAAGGCGUGUUAGUACAUGCGUUCUAAGUUAAGGUAUUUAAUUUAUUAACUACUAACCAUCUACCAC